Aethina tumida (small hive beetle) is the source of this 1028-nucleotide messenger RNA. RefSeq lists its product as uncharacterized. The coding region runs from base 1 to 966 and encodes 321 amino acids. The record is from RefSeq and is a predicted model, not a curated record. The transcript has 6 exons. Lineage: Eukaryota; Metazoa; Arthropoda; Insecta; Coleoptera; Nitidulidae.
AUGAAGUGUAAGAACGUGUGCUGCCUGUGCUUCCGUCUCGACCCGGAUCCGGAACCCCGUUACGAUGUAAUAGAGGACGAAGGCGAGUUCGUGCACGUAAUAGAGAACUUGAUAAUAAAAACGGUUCCCACUUCUAUGAUUAAGGCAAUCAACGAUGAAAUUAGGGCUGUGUCAAUGCAAAAAUUGAAAUCGGUAUCCGUGCAUUCACAUCACGAGUCAUUUUAUAACCUGACAUCAUUAGCUGACGUUAUGUCGGAUCCGGAGGUCCUUGAAGAACAUAAGGAGCCUCCUCCUCCGGCCGAACCGAAAGUCUACAAGGUGGCGCCCGUUAUAGUACCACCGAAGGAAUAUUAUGUGAGCAAUAUGGGAGUUGUACCUUUCGGAGGUUCUAUGAAUAUACCGAUGCAAGAUUAUCCCCAAUGGCACAAUCUCAUACCCCUUGACACCAAGAAAGAAUUUAAUACACCCACCACGAAUCGUAAAUCUGUUAACAAGAAUAUAGUUGGUUACACUUCAAUGAUCUAUCCUAAAUUCAAGGAACAGCAAGAGAUUGAUGAGUCUACUUCACCGGCAGAAAUACGAAAAACUAUUGAAAGGCUGCAAAACGAAUUUUCUCAAGUGAAUAAAAUCCUGGUGAAUUAUCCCAAUGAAAAUAAAGUCAGCGUACAUAAAGUCCAAGGCAAAAAACAAACAAAUGAUUCACCUGAGUGUAGGAAACGUUUCGCUUGUUCCCAUAAUGAACAACCUACUGUUUUCUACGUCAAUGAGGAAGUACCUUUAAAUGACAGCAUGCCAAGUUCUACUCAUGCAGGAACUGACCUCACUUUGGAUACAAAGAGCAGUGGACCGGUGGCUGAGAUCUCACAAAUGAAAGGGGACAACCUUAAUUGGAAGAUAAUUAUUAAGCCCCAUAAAAGUAGAAGACAAAGUGAAGAUACAACUCAAGCAAGUACCAGCAAAAAUUAAAUGAUAAUUCAUUUAUUUUUAAUCAAUUUAUUUAAUAAACGUUAAUUAUCACAUUUAAAAAA